Messenger RNA from Chanos chanos (milkfish), 2331 nucleotides. RefSeq names its product lipase, hepatic b (gene lipcb). The record is from RefSeq and is a predicted model, not a curated record. Gene Ontology annotation, biological process: lipid catabolic process. Gene Ontology annotation, molecular function: lipoprotein lipase activity; apolipoprotein binding. Lineage: Eukaryota; Metazoa; Chordata; Actinopteri; Gonorynchiformes; Chanidae. The coding region runs from base 141 to 1661 and encodes 506 amino acids. The transcript has 9 exons.
AAUCCCUACCAGGCAUGAGGAGUGUAUUUCCUGCCUUGGGCUAGACUCUUCUCCCUCUCCCGCCAGGACUGUAAUUUUAUUUUCCCAUGUGACUCAGGCGUACAGAUGUUUGAUGUUUUUUCUCUUCAGCUUGGAUCAAGAUGAGAGUCUUGUUAAUGCUAUUAACUUUUACCCUGUUUUUUCAUAGUUUCACUGCUGUAGUAAAAAUGAAAGGGAACAGAACAGAUGACACGAUGGGGGCUCAGCAGUCUAAUCACAUGCCCUUUGUGGUGAAAUCCAGCUUCCAUAUGUAUUUCGAGGGCAGUUCACUUGAAGAUACCUGUACAAUCCAACCCUUUCAAUCUGACACACUGUCCGCAUGCAGUUUCAACAGAACAAGUCCUCUGGUCAUUAUAAUUCAUGGCUGGUCGGUAAGUGGGUUAAUGGAGGACUGGGUGUUCAAGUUAGCCUCAGCUUUUAAACGCAGGCUACGGCAUGUCAAUGUUAUCAUCAAUGACUGGCGCCCCCUGGCCCGCCGACCUUAUCCAAUCGCAACUAAGAACAGCAAGCAGGUGGGGCGCGAUGUAGCCAAUCUGCUGGAAUGGCUGAAGGAAAACAGCCAACUCCGAAUGGACAAGGUUCAUCUGAUCGGCUACAGUUUAGGAGCUCAUGUGGCUGGGUUUGCUGGCAACUACAUAAAAGGACCUGGGAAACUUGGACGAAUCACAGGGCUGGAUCCCGCAGGGCCUCAAUUUGAGGGGGCUCCCCCCUCUGAAAGACUGUCCCCUGACGAUGCUAAGUUUGUGGAUGCUAUCCACACCUUUGCAAAGUCCAACAUCGGGCUGGGUGUGGGCAUCAAGCAGACAGUUGGACACAUUGAUUUUUACCCAAAUGGUGGCUCCCCUCAGCCAGGAUGUCAAAUGAUGGAAAUGUACAGCAAUUUAUACCAGUAUGGGCUGCAAGGUUUUCCAAAGACAAUUAAAUGUUCUCACGAGCGCUCAGCACAGCUCUUCACGGACUCUCUGCUGUACAAGGACAGGCAGUGCAGAGCCUACCGUUGCCGUGACGACAACGCAUUUGAUAAGGGCCUGUGUGUAGACUGUAAAAAGAAUCGCUGCAACAUGCUGGGAUACGAUGUCAGAAAGACGUACAGGGGGAGCUCCAAGGGCCUGUACCUGAAAACUCGCUCGCAGACACCUUACAAAGUCUACCAUUACCAGAUCAGGGUUCUCUUAAGCAACCUAAUUGAACCAGUCGAAGCCUCCAUCUCCAUCUUAUUAACUGGAACGAAGGGAGCAAGUCAAGACUUGCCAGUUACCCUGUUUCACGAACAUGCAGGAAAUAAAUCCUACACCUCACUGGUCACUGUGGACUCAGAUCUCGGCAAUCUGACUGGACUAAAGCUGCGUUGGGAGGGAGAGGCUGUGUGGUCCAGCUGGUGGAGGAGAAUGACAAACAUCAUGUCCUUCAGUGGAUCAAGGCAGGACACAGAGCUCGGUGUGCAGAGGAUCCGUCUGAGGGCGGGAGAGACCCAGGAGAAGACUUGGUUCUGUGCCCCAUCAGGUGAUGUCAUUCACCUUAAGCCAUCACAGGAGGGUAUAUUUGUGCGGUGUGAGGAAGGCCCUCAGUCUUCUAAGGCUAGGAUGAAGAGUACUACGCACACACCACCCUCAAAUAUUUAAAAAAAAAAACAACAAAAAACUACCAACUGAUGAACAAACGGGAGAAGCAAUGCCUUACAACGGAUAAUACAUUACUGAGAUUUCUCAGUUCACAGGGGGAGUUUCGCACACUAUCAGAAGUCAGCAAUAUCCAACAGUAACAUUUAAAAUAUUUUCUCCUAUUUUUUUACUCACAUACUUGAUUUGUAAUCCUGCCUGAUGAGAUAUACGACCUAGCACGCACAACAGUGGUCAUUUUCAGUGAAGCUAAAGUCUUGUGGAAGAUGUUAAUAUUUUUUGACUGAUUAUCUAAAUAACUGUUUGUACUGUCAAUGUUAGGUUUUUAAAUUUACCCAACUUGUAAAGCAAAUGCCUAUUUGAUUAGGCUCUGUAAGUAAACUAUGCAUCCUAUCCACCAGUACACCUAAACAUUCCACAGAUUCUGCCAGUUAACGUUAAAAAAAAACCCCACACACACACAAGUCACUGUUGUAGAAUACUGAAUGUAGUCUAUAUUCAAAACAAAAAUCGUUUCAACUGAGUCUUUUUAUUAAUGCAUUUCAAGUACUCCAAAAAAUUACAUCUCUUUGCACAAUACGUUUUGAAAUGUUAAGUAAAAAUGUUCAAAGUGAACAAAAAUUUAGGUACUGUAUAAAACACAGUGAACAUUAACAUCAGACAGUAGUAUUAA